Messenger RNA from Halichondria panicea, 3413 nucleotides. RefSeq lists its product as uncharacterized. Gene Ontology annotation, molecular function: GTP binding; GTPase activity. The transcript has 8 exons. Gene Ontology annotation, biological process: exocytosis. Gene Ontology annotation, cellular component: recycling endosome; Golgi apparatus. The record is from RefSeq and is a predicted model, not a curated record. NCBI's taxonomy places the organism in Eukaryota, Metazoa, Porifera, Demospongiae, Suberitida, Halichondriidae. The coding region runs from base 7 to 3099 and encodes 1030 amino acids.
AGCAAAAUGAGCAAAGAAGACGAAUAUGACUUUCUGUUUAAGGUUGUGUUAAUCGGUGAUUCUGGUGUGGGCAAGUCCAACCUCCUCUCACGAUUUACUCGCAAUGAAUUCAAUCUGGAAUCCAAGUUGACCAUCGGCCUAGAUUUUGCCAUCAGGAGUAUUCAAGUGGACACUAAGACCAUCAAAGCUCAGAUCUGGGACACAGCUGGUCGAGAGCGAUACAGAGCAGGGAUAAGCGCUUUCUACGGAGGUGCCGUGGGUGCUCUUCUGGUCUACGAUAUUGCCCAACGCUUGACAUACGAGAACAUUGAACGGUGGUUGAAGGAGCUGAGAGAUCAUGCGGACUCUAAGAUUGUCAUUAUGUUAGUGGGUAACAAAUGUGACUUGAGACAUCUCAGAGUAGUGCCCAUAGAGGAGGCCAAGGCGUACGCAGAAAAGAACAGACUGUUCUUCAUGGAGACCUCAGCUUUAGACUCAACCAACGUAGAGGAUGCCUUCCAGAAUAUGCUAACAUUGGCCCUCAAUUCAUAUAAGUCUGAGCAAGCUCUUAAUGAAGCCAUGAAGUUUGGAUUUGUUCGUCUGAAUACUACUAAUAUCUUAUUUUUUGGAAUGGCUGGCACUGGUAAAACCUCCACUAAGCAUCUCCUUCUGGGACUGCCUCCUCCUGAAGAUCAAAAUAGUACUCCAUUAGCUACCACAGCUGAAAAGAUACGACAAAUUCGUGACACUACAAAGCUGAAAAUGGAAGCUCAAGAAGAUCCCUCUAGAACAUGGAAACCAGUAACUAGUGAUGACCUACAACGCAUUGUUGCUGAUGCUAUUAAAUCUUAUGUAACUAGCCCACUGACAGAUUCUAACCCUAAAGCAUCUGCUACCCCACAAGAACUCAGCAUUGCUCUGAAGCAACUUGAACCUAGCAAUGAAUUCAGUGCGCCAGUUGAUGCGAGAGCAACUGAACUACCAGUAGCUGAAGCAAAAAUAACACAUAGUAAGCAAGAAGGAAAAUUUCUUAACACUGUUUCGAAUGUAAUGGCAAAUAUUCAGCGAUUUUCUGAUCCUGAUCAUACUGCUGUUCAAGAAAAGUUUGGAUCGCAUUGGAUCUAUAUAAUUGAUAGCGGUGGGCAACCACAUUUUCAUAAUCUACUGCCACUCUUCAUGCCCAAGAUUUCUGUAGCGUUGUACAUUCUUCGUCUGUCUGACUGCCUAGAUGAUCAUCCGCUAGUUGAAUACUACAAGGACAAUAAGACAGUUAAUGAAAGUUUCAAGUCACAUCUCUCAGUUCUGGAUAACUUCAAGUAUCUCGUGCAGUCAAUUCAAUCUCACAGUGAAAACUGCAAGCUGGUAUGCAUUGGUACUCACAAAGACCAUCAAUCUGAAUGCAAGGAAACAUUAUCCGACAAGAAUAAAACGUUAUUGAACUUUGCGGAGAAAGACUGCAUUAAGAAGUUGACUAUGUUUUUCAAUUUGGGUCGGACGAAAGAGAUCAUAUUUCCUGUGGAUAGCAAACACUGUGAUUCUGACAGUAAGAAAGUGGCAAAUACAAUUCGUGAAUAUAUUCACAAACUGUCUCAAGAGCUGAAUAUUGAAAUCCUGGUCCCUUUUUGGUGGUUUAUUUUGGAACUUGUUGUCGAGAAAGUUUCCAACGAUCAAAACAGAAAGGUUUUAAGCAAGACUGAAUGUGUAAAAAUUGCAAAAGCAUUACAUAAUUUUCACGAAGAUGCACUUUGUGAAGCUUUAAAAUUCUUCCAUGAGCAUCACAUAUUUCACUAUUAUCCUGCCAUUCUACCAAAUGUGGUAUUCUGUGAUACUCAAGUGCUACUCGAUAAAGUAACAGAGCUUGUCGAGUAUGCUGCAUAUGUGCGAGGAAGUAACACUCCAAUACAUGGGUUAGGAGACUGGUUAAAAUUUACUGAUAAAGGAAUUAUUACGAUUGAAUUUUUAUCUGAUAAGAAUUUUGAAAAAUACUACGUCGAUGGACUUUUUGCACCCAUUGAUCUUAUUGAAAUAUUCAAGCACUUGCUGAUAGCCACACCAUUUCGUUUAUUCUCAGGGAAAGAUAAGCGUUUCUAUAUGCCAUCACUUCUAUCAUUGCUUCCACCAACUCAAAUCAAUGACAAACGAGCUGAUUUGCUUAAAACUGGUUUAAUUCCACUCGUUUUACACUUCAAAAAAAACUGGCAGUGCUGUGGAGUGUUUUGCUGUCUCCAAGUGUACCUGAUUAAAGAAUGUAAAUGGGAAAUUGAAAUAGAAGAUCACCAGCCGAGUAGAAACUUUGUACAAUUGAUUCAUCGUGAGGAAGAUUGCUUUAUCACGCUAAUUGACGGGUUUUCGUUCCUCGAAAUUCAUUCCAGUAAUAAUCGAAAGGAAAUGUUGUCUUUGAUAUAUGCAAAUAUCCACUCUGGUCUUCGAUCUGCUUACAAAGCCCUGAAAUACACGUAUGAGGAUCCUGAAGAUGCAUUUUUGUGUCCCCAUGAAUUGCCCGAAUCUCAAUCAACUGAAACAAGCUAUCAAGUACCCCACCACCCAGCUCGUGUUCUGGCUCAAGGAAAUGUUAUGAGGUGUACACAUUACAAAAAGAUGACGUAUAAUUUGGAAAAUGGCCAUAAAGAUUGGCUCUCUGCUUGUUUUAAACUGGAAGAUCCUCUAGCCUCAGGCCAGCGCAAAAUAUUAUUGCCAUCAGAUAAAGAAAUUGAAACUCAGUCAAGGCGUCCGAAAAAUGAUGUCACUGUACAAGAAUCAUCAUCAGAGAAGGAUACAAACAAUGGAAAAAGUGCACACCAGCCGAUUGUUCUCACUGGAGCGGAUAUUCACAUAAUUUGUGAGAGUCUAAAAACUGCCAGCUAUAAUUGGUUCAAAUUGGGAUUUGCUCUCGGAGUAAACUAUUACGAAUUGAAAAAUAUCGAAAGUCGAUACGAAGAUAACGAUCGUCGCCUAAUGGAGAUGGUAGCCAAGCGUCUUGAAGUCACUGAUCCAGAGCAUCUGAUGACAUGGCCUUACAUAUGUGAAUGUCUAAGGAGGCCUACUGUUGAGCGUAACGAUGUAGCCAAGGAAAUUGAAAAGAGGACAGCAACUGCAGUUGCUCAUAGUUCCACCAAUUAAUGUUGUUAUGAGAACUUGACAAGGUUCAAAUGUUUGUAAUCUAAUUGUAGUCUGUUGAAUAAAAUGUAGCUUUGGUUGAUUGUGCUGCACUUAUGUUUUCAUACAGAUACAGAUAUACUGCAUGGAGUUAUAAUUAUACUUGGGACGAAUAAAGAGUUCAAGUAAAGAAGCAUGCAAGAAUUACAAGUAAAGAACUAACUCUAUGUUGACAACGUUGUCUAAGAAAUAAUGAACUAUAACUACUUGGCUCUGCGUGUUUGUGUGCAUCCAUAUGUUUGUAUGACUAAUUUUCAGCUUUGUAAUUAGUGACCCUU